AUUGGUUUGAGGUUUCUGCUGACAGAGUUUGUUGGGCAUCACAGAGCUGACCACAUGUACUAUGCUUUGUUUUGCUUUUUUGUCCUGAGAGAGUAAAUUGAUUGGGGCCUAGAGAUAAAAGAGAAAUGUGCAGUUACAAGAGUUUUCUACAGCAAGGGUCAUGAGAGAGCAAUAACAGUGAACUGGGUUCCGGUGACAGCAAAUUGGCAAUGAGAGACAUGAAUUACUUCAGAUUUACACCGAGAUAACAUUUUACAAAAGAUGUCUUUAAAUUAUAUCAAGAACUUCUAUGAAGGAUGUCUCAGACCUCCAACUGUGAUCGGUCAGUUCCACACUCUUUUCUUUGGAUCUGUGCGAAUGUUUUUCCUUGGUGUCCUUGGUUUUGCUGUAUAUGGAAAUGAGGCCUUGCAUUUUAGCUGUGAGCCUGACAAGAGGGAAGUAAACCUCUUCUGCUACAACCAGUUUCGUCCGAUAACGCCACAGGUAUUUUGGGCCCUACAGCUUGUUACCGUGUUAGUUCCAGGAGCAGUUUUCCAUCUCUAUGCAGCCUGUAAAAGUAUUGAUCAAGAAGAUAUUCUCCAGAAGCCAGUGUACACAGUUUUUUAUAUAAUAUCUGUACUGUUAAGGAUUACUUUGGAAGUAGUAGCCUUUUGGCUACAGAGUCAUCUUUUUGGCUUUCAGGUGAAUCCAAUCUUUAAAUGUGAUGCAGGAAGCCUAGAUAAAAAAUAUAAUUUUACCAGAUGCAUGGUACCGGAACACUUUGAGAAAACAAUCUUUCUAAUUGCUAUGUAUACAUUUACUGUAAUUACAAUGGUACUGUGUGUAGCUGAAAUUUUUGAGAUAUUGUGUAGGCGUUUGGGAUACUUAAACAAUGAGUAACCUACCGCCUGUACCACAUAUUACAUUUUUGGCACUUAAUUAGGUAAUGAUGCCUAAAAUUCAACAAUGCAUGACAUUUCUGCAAUUUUACUGCAGGAAUUUAUGUGCGCUAUAUGUAUUGGUAUGG
This is a messenger RNA of Hyla sarda, 1006 nucleotides long. RefSeq names its product gap junction protein epsilon 1 (gene GJE1). The record is from RefSeq and is a predicted model, not a curated record. The transcript is spliced from 3 exons. Gene Ontology annotation, biological process: cell communication. The coding region runs from base 262 to 879 and encodes 205 amino acids. NCBI's taxonomy places the organism in Eukaryota, Metazoa, Chordata, Amphibia, Anura, Hylidae. Gene Ontology annotation, cellular component: connexin complex.